Molecule: messenger RNA, 357 nt
Organism: Geosmithia morbida
Lineage: Eukaryota; Fungi; Ascomycota; Sordariomycetes; Hypocreales; Bionectriaceae
Product: sterol 14alpha-demethylase
Exons: 3
Coding region: 1-357 (118 amino acids)
Molecular function (GO): iron ion binding; oxidoreductase activity, acting on paired donors, with incorporation or reduction of molecular oxygen; monooxygenase activity
Source: RefSeq, a predicted model, not a curated record
AUGCGCACGACUGCUAGGGUCAGCCAUAGAGGUGAGAGUGAUGAUGAUAGAAAUUACAGCAUCGGCAAGAAAAACAUAUUCGGAGGAACGCGAAGCCUCUAUCUCCCGUCAGGGGCUGGGAGGCACAGGUGCAUCGGAGAGAUGGUUGCGUAUCUCAACUUCGACAUCAUUGUCGCCACCAUGCUCCACCACCAUCACUUUCACACGAUUGAUGAUAGUUGCACAGUGCCAUCGACCGACUUCGCCUUUUUGUUUUCACGUCCUGUGCAGCCAGCCGUCGUGCGUUGGGGGCGUCGCGAUGCAAAGGGGAGUGAAAAGUGGAUGAGGAUGUCAUUUCCAUCACUAUCAAAGGAAUAA